Molecule: messenger RNA, 4401 nt
Organism: Bacillus rossius redtenbacheri
Lineage: Eukaryota; Metazoa; Arthropoda; Insecta; Phasmatodea; Bacillidae
Product: solute carrier organic anion transporter family member 74D-like
Exons: 14
Coding region: 221-2350 (709 amino acids)
Biological process (GO): sodium-independent organic anion transport; transmembrane transport
Cellular component (GO): plasma membrane
Molecular function (GO): protein binding
Source: RefSeq, a predicted model, not a curated record
ACAGGGAGAGAGAGAGGAGGGAGGUCUCGCGUGCCCGCGCCUCGCCGUCAGACCCGCCGCCAGCGCCGCCGACGUAACAGCUGUUCGCGAGUCCCGCCCGCGCUGGUCUCGCUCCGAGCAACUGUUGGGACAGCAGCCGGUCAGGACGACAGGUAGCAGCCUUCGCCACAGGCGGCGAGAGAAGUAGGCUACUUCAGUCCGGGAUCAGCGAGGAACGAACAUGAGGGUCCCCAAGAUGGCGCUGGCGCGCAGGGACCGCCCGGCCCCGCACUCGUGUGGGCUGGGCCCGUUCCGCCCGCGCUGGCUCCAGCGGCUGGCCAACACUAAGUGCUUCCUGAUUAUCUACGGCCUGACGGGCAGCAUCCAGGCCAUGUCGCACAUCUACACCUCGGCCACGCUCACCACGCUCGAGAAGAGGUUCAAGAUCCCCAGCCGCAUCAUCGGCGUGCUGAUGAGCGGCAACGAGGUGAGCCAGAUCCUGCUGUCCGUGGUGAUGGCCUACCACGGCGGGCGGGGCAACAGGCCGCUGUGGAUGGCCUGGGGGGUGGUCUUCUCGGGGCUGUCCUCCUACAUCCUGGCGCUGCCCCACCUGCUGUACGGGCCGGGGGAGGAGGCCUUGUCGCUCACCGAGGAGUUCCUGGACCUGGCGGCGCUCAACUCCUCCGACCACUCGCGCAAGGAGAAGCCGCUGCUCUGCACGACCAACAGGACCCUGGAGGGGAUGUGCAGCCAGGCAGACUCCAGCGGGGAGUACUCCUGGACCCCUCUGGUGCUCAUCUUCCUGUCGCAGUUCGUGCUGGGCAUCGGCAUCACGCUGGUGCACGCGCUGGGCCAGACCUACAUCGACGACCACACCGAGAAGAGCAACACGCCCAUCCUGCUCGGCGUGUACAUGUCGCUGAGGAUGCUGGGACCUGCCGUGGGUUUCGCCUUCUCCUCGUUCUGCCUGAGCCUCUACAUCGAUCCAACACUGACGCCGGUCAUUCAGCGCAAAGACCCGAGGUGGCUGGGCGCAUGGUGGCUAGGCUGGCUGGUGCUGGGCACCGUGAAGAUCGUGUUCGGCGUGCUGCUGGCCUUCUUCCCGAAGGAGCUUCCUCCCAAGGAGAACAAGAAGGCGGUUGAAGGAGGCGUCGAUCCGUCGGCGACAGACGCCGAAGUCUCCGGGAAUAAGCCGAAGCCCCAGAGCAACGGGACCAUCGUCGAGAAGGACACCGCCGUCUCGCCCGGGUCGGAGAAGCAGGCGGACCAGGAAGGAGACGGCUUCUACGAAACGAUGGUGCGACUUCUGAAGAACAAGAUCCUGAUGAGCAACAUAUUCGCCGCCAUAUUCUUCAUCAUAGGAGGAUCCGGAAGCAUGACGUUCUCCAUGAAGUACCUGGAGACGCAGUACCACGUAUCGGCGGCCGGCGCAAGCAUGUUAGCAGGCACGACCACCUUGCUGGCCAUGGUGGUGGGCUUCCUGGUGUCCGGACUGGUGAUCGGCAAGUUCAAGCCGCGACCGCGCCUCAUCCUGGGGUGGAACGUGGUGCUGGGGUUCGUCAGCGUGGCGGGCUACGUCAGCUACGUCUUCCUGCGGUGCGAGGACCGCGGACUGCACGGCCUGGACGUGGCCAGCGGCGCGACCGACUUCGUGAACGAGUGCAACGUGGACUGCGGCUGCGCCAACGUCAGGUACCAGCCAGUGUGCGACGUGGAGAAGGACGUAACCUUCUACUCGCCGUGCCACAUCGGCUGCCGCGCCUCUCGCCUCGACCCCAACGGCACGAAGACGGUCUUCACGCACUGCGACUGCGCGCCCGGCGCCAGGGGAGCAGACCUCCCCGCAGGAGACGACGGGCUGGUGGUGGCGAACGGGCCCUGCGCCGUCGACUGCUCGCGGGUCAUCUUCGUGUACAUCGCCAUCGGCUUCGUCGUGCACGUGCUGGGCAGCUCCGGCCGCAUCGGCAACGUGCUCGUCAACUUCAGGUGUGUGUCGCAGAAGGACAAGGUAGUGGCACAAGGAUUUGGACUGAUGUUACUUAGCCUGUUCGCCUUCAUUCCUGGGCCGAUCAUUUUCGGAGCAAUCAUCGACUCCACUUGUCUGGAGUGGGACUCGUCCUGCGGCUCCAAAGGAAACUGCUGGCUGUACCACAAGGACAAGUUCCGACUGUACUUCAACGUCACGGCAGUGGCGCUGACGACCCUGGGCACGCUGCUGGACCUGGUGGUGUGGUACCUGGGCGCCAGGCUGGACCUGUACGGCGAGCAGCAGGAGCCUGGCCAUGGGGCCCAGGUCGCCGAGAAGUACUCCCAGCUAGACCUGGGGGACGACCUCAAGGCGCGGCCAGAGGCUUGCCCCAGCGUCGCGUAGCGCUGCCAGGCCGCCCGCUCGCCGACCACCUCUUCACUCCCCUUACCCCUCCCCCCCACAUUCCCCUUCCCCUACCUCCCCCCUCCCCUCUUCACUCCCCUUCCCCCUCCCCCUCCCACAUUCCCCUUCCACUACCUACCCCCUACCCUCUUCACCGCCUUCCCCUUCCCCCUACACCUUCCGCCUUCACACCUUCCCCUUCCCUCUUCACCUCCUUUCUCAUCACCCUACACCCUCUUCCUUCACAAACUCCCUUCCCUCUUCACUUCCUUCCCCUUCUCCCUCCCCCUCCUCCUCCCCACCUUUCCCUUCCCUCUUCACCAUCAUCCCCUCCCCCUCCUCCUACCCCUUCCCCUACUAACUUACCCUUCCCUCUUCACUUCUUUCCUCACCCCCUCUCCCAUCAACCCCUUCCCACCUUCCCCCUUCACCUACCCCCUUCCCUCUUCACCUCAUUCCCCGUCCCCCUCCCCCUUACCCUUCUCAUCCUUCCCCAUUUCCCCCUUACCACAUUCUCCAUUUGCCACUUCCCCCAUUCCCCCUUUCCCCCUCCUUUACCAUUCACCACAAACACGCGUCCACGUCUUCAUUCACCUCGCUUCCUCGCAUGUCUGUUCUGCUUGCCCUGACACCAUUUCUUGAAUUUGUGUCAUUGUGGUUUUAACCACUGUGUUUUUUUUUUUCGUGGGGGAAAAAUAAAAUUUCAUAAAUGCAAAAUAAGAGAACAAGCCUGAAUCAUCCCAGCGGUGAACCGAAACAGGUGUCGAAGACAACACAACGAUGUCAGCACAAGCGAAAACACAUUCAAUGCUAGACAGCACAAGAAUUAUCCGGAUGGAAUUUAUCAGUAGGGGGAAAAAUAUAAUAAUGACAGCACAGACGAACACAGUGGCACGUUGAGACAUUUUUUUUUUACAAUAACAGAAAAUGCAGACGGACAACAAAACGUCGAGAACGCAGCAAAUACACGAUACCAACGAUGAAGAUGAACGUGUAUUAUGGACAAAACCACAACACCGACGAACACAGUAGGUUUCACUUGAUGUAAGUUUUUGGACAUACGCCAUUGCUAAGAACGUUUUCUGUUGAAGAAAAACUAAUAAAUAAAAUAAAUAAAAAUACACAAGAAAGACAAAAAACACACAAAAUUAAGCAAACAAUUGCUGUUGUCAACAAGAAUAUAAACACCACAAACAAGAUAACACAGUAGGUUUCCUACGACAAUAGUUGAGAGGUUUCGGCGAACUGGCAUCUGUUCCUGCUGUCAGGCACAAACAGACUGACAGAUUAAUUUAUACAUUUUUCCAAUAACAAACAGUGCAAAACUGCAAUGGUGAAUGUCCAAGAGAUUGUAUUAAAUCAAAAUUCCCAAUUGCAUGAAUUCUUUUAAAUGAACGUUCUCUGUUCGGUAAAAAAUUUUGCAAUCGAUUUUAAACUUACUUCCCGUUCAGCUAGAGACAUUGCGACUUUAAAUAUAACUCAGAAUUGGAUGGUGGGAUCGCUCCUAAAAUUUCGCGCGAUGAAAACGUGGCGGACGUUGCCGAUGUCCGACGAGACUUUAUCGGAGGAAUUCCGCUGGCUCCGCCAAUGCAUUCGGUCAGUAUUCAGGUAAGCGUAAAGUCAAAGCAUAAUUUUUUUUUUCAAAUCCAGAAAAAAAAAACCCAUGGUAACUUUGGUAAUUAAUUCAAAAAAUAUAUAUUUAUUCAGACAAGGCCGCAAUGAAAAAGGCGUACACUACCUACUAGAAUAGGAAAGACUUCAGUUCUUCGAAACUUGGAACGUUCCCAGGAUCAAUACAAUUAUUACAUGAUGUACAACACUCUCAAACCAAGGCGUUUACGAUUUGAUUUUUAUAACUUAUACAGUCGUUGAUUUGGAAAAAAAAAAUUGUAAGAAAUAUCUUACAUUAAGUAUAUAAAAUAUAUGUGUAAAUUUUGUACAAAGGGCUGAUAUGAUAACUGUAAUACCUUUCUUCAGGGUAAAAAAAAAGUUUGUUGGAUGACUAUAUUGUACAUAGUAUGUGUUAUCAAUAAAAUGAACAUUUUAUCUGA